CAUAAAAGCACUAAAUCACACUUCACAGCUGAAAAUUGUUGCAGGUGAGGGCCCAUCUGAUUGGUAAGCUGAGCUUUUAAUCCAUGGAAACUCCAGCAAGCCAAGGCGUAGCCAGUUGCAAACCAUUAACAACAUUCGUGCAAACAGACUCAAAUACUUUUAGAGAAGUGGUACAGCGCUUAACAGGUCCAUCAGAGAGUGAAGCAGCUACACAAGAAGGAGCACCUGCGAAGGUAGCAGGCGUAAAGCGACAGACUUGUAAACUCCAUGAGAGAAGGCACCACACAAGGCCAAAGCUUGAGAUUGCCAAACCUCCUACCAAUUUCAAACCUGGUUCAUCUCCAUCAAGAUCAGCAAACUCCAGUCUUCUUCCAAGUCCUGUGGUUACCCCAUCUGCAAUUUUCUCAAAGCUGUCAAUUGGAGAAGAGGAAAACAAAGAAGAAGCAAAGAGUGAAUUGAAUAGCCAAGAAGAGGAAAAAGCCAUCAAAGAGAGGAGGUUUUAUUUGCACCCGUCACCUCGGUCUAAACCAGGGUAUACUGAACCAGAAUUGCUCACCUUGUUCCCUCUAACAUCUCCCAGGACAAGUGAAAAGCCUUGAUUUUGUUAGAGCAUCGCCUCCUAUUACAACUUCAUUUAUUUCUAAUAAAAUACAAUUUAUAAAGUAGUGAAGGGAAAAGCAAGUUUAUUUGGUAACAAACCUCAUCUGCUUUUCAGUAAAUGAUUGUCUUGUAUUGUACCA
This is a messenger RNA of Mangifera indica (mango), 740 nucleotides long. Its product is annotated as VQ motif-containing protein 31. The record is from RefSeq and is a predicted model, not a curated record. The transcript has a single exon. NCBI's taxonomy places the organism in Eukaryota, Viridiplantae, Streptophyta, Magnoliopsida, Sapindales, Anacardiaceae. The coding region runs from base 84 to 599 and encodes 171 amino acids.